Molecule: messenger RNA, 1061 nt
Organism: Pectinophora gossypiella (pink bollworm)
Lineage: Eukaryota; Metazoa; Arthropoda; Insecta; Lepidoptera; Gelechiidae
Product: NFU1 iron-sulfur cluster scaffold homolog, mitochondrial-like
Exons: 5
Coding region: 100-924 (274 amino acids)
Biological process (GO): iron-sulfur cluster assembly
Cellular component (GO): mitochondrion
Molecular function (GO): iron-sulfur cluster binding; iron ion binding
Source: RefSeq, a predicted model, not a curated record
AGAUAAUUUUGACGUUUCGCUCGAUAGAAGUUUUCUUCCAAUUCUUCCGAACGAUAUCGCCGACGAAGUUAAUAUUUCUCAAUAUUUGCGUCAUUAAACAUGUUACGAAAUUCAUUAAAAGUUCUACGAACAACAAACUCUUGUGGCCGCGUCUGUACAUCCGCCAUAAACAGGCAUGGUGACCUUAGGCAGUUCAGUGGAUUAUCACGAUCGUCGGAGGAAAUUAAGAUUGUAACUAGAAGUCAGAUCUUGCCAAAUAUGUGCCCAUGUCGGACGAUGUUCAUACAAACACAAGACACCCCUAACCCUAACAGUUUGAAAUUCCUACCGGGAACCAAAGUUCUCGAGGCUGGGCAAACGUUAGACUUUCCCAACAUUGGGGCAGCCAAAUGCAGUCCUUUAGCAAAAAUGCUAUUCCGCAUCGAAGGUGUGAAGUCAGUUUUCUUCGGGCCUGAAUUCAUAACAGUUACGAAACAAGAUGAUGAUACCGAAUGGAAACUGUUGAAACCGGAAAUAUAUGCAACUAUUAUGGACUUCUUUGCCAGUGGUCUGCCAAUAGUUACUGAUGCUAAACCUUCUGGAGACACUCAAAUAAACGAUGACGAUGAUGAAAUAGUGCAAAUGAUAAAAGAACUUUUGGAUACACGUAUCAGACCAACCGUUCAGGAGGACGGCGGUGAUGUACUGUUUGUAGACUUUAAAGAUGGACUGUUAAGGCUCAAAAUGCAGGGCUCAUGUUCUUCAUGUCCCAGUUCCAUAGUCACCCUAAAGAAUGGGGUCCAAAAUAUGAUGCAGUUUUAUAUCCCAGAAGUAAUUGCAGUUGAACAAAUAGACCAUGAUGAAACUGAUGAACUUAGCGAAAAAGUGUUCAAAGAAUUUGAGCAACUGAAGACAAAGGAAAAGAAAAGUGACUCAAAAGAAUGAAUCUGAAGUUAAUAUUUAUUAUAAUCAUUAUUGUUUUUUAGCAAAUGUAUGUUAUGUAUUAUGUAUAUAGGUAGUCCCAUCCAUUCGUAAUGUAGAUAUGAAUUAAUUUGUCAAAUUAAAAAUCUAUCGCGUAAAAA